Messenger RNA from Nematostella vectensis (starlet sea anemone), 974 nucleotides. RefSeq names its product DNA fragmentation factor subunit alpha. Gene Ontology annotation, biological process: apoptotic process; regulation of apoptotic process. The transcript has 2 exons. Bases 115 to 747 code for a protein of 210 amino acids. The record is from RefSeq and is a predicted model, not a curated record. NCBI's taxonomy places the organism in Eukaryota, Metazoa, Cnidaria, Anthozoa, Actiniaria, Edwardsiidae.
AAGCCUCACUCUUCCCAGACUACCUCAGUUAACUAACAAUGGCGGACGGGGCAAAAAGACAUGUUUCAACGCAAUAUUCGCAUAUGUGUGACUAAAAUUGCUUGAAAAUUUGGAAUGGCUGAAUCAGACAGAAGAAGACGUCCUUUUAAAGUCUGUAACUCUCAGAGAUCAUGCACCAUUGGAAUUGUGGCGGAGAGUUUUGUCGAGAUGAAGGCGAGAGGAAGUGAAAAGCUGAAUAUCGCUCGUGACUGCCGCGUGUUUUUGGAGGAAGAUGGAACCGAAGUUGAUGACGAGGAGUACUUUAGUUUCUUGCCAGAUCAAACCAAGCUGAUGCUUGUGGAGCCGGGAAGCUCGUGGACUUCUAAAAAUGAAGGAACCCAGAUAUGUGUCACACCAGGAUCAUUUGAUGCCAGCAUGGAGCGCAAUGAGAGUUUAGAUGUUGACUUUACAGAUGCCCCAGAGCCAGACAUGGCCCGUAUUGCUCAGCGUAUGCAAAAGGACCCUCUGUUCUUUGUAUCACUCCCUGAAGAUGACCUUAGACUUGCUAUAGGCUUUGAACCAGCUGAACUAGCAGCAGUGCUAGAUAGGCCAGAAAGAGAAGCCAGUUAUUACCAGGAAACAUGCCGUCAAGAGUUGGACAGAAGAACUGAACUACGAGAAGCAACAGAGUUGUUGAAACUUUACGAUAAAGCAGUGAGACAGGAUAUAGGGAAUACUGAACCAGGAGCAAAACGACCAAAAAACUGAUUUGGAAUUUUUUUGUUUCAAAUUCUAUUUUUAUAGAAUCCAUGUUUUAUAAUCUUCCUCAAAAUAUUAAAUACAAUGUGAAAUUUUGUCAGAAGAAACUAUACACAAUGACACUGGUAAACUGGGUGCUCUGAUUGGUUAAGGGCCCAUGUGUUAUUAUAGGAAAAACAAGGCUUGGCUCUUCCCAAAACUAGAUUGCAAUGCAAGAAAAUAUUUUUAUUGAAGUA